Messenger RNA from Aspergillus welwitschiae, 642 nucleotides. RefSeq lists its product as uncharacterized. NCBI's taxonomy places the organism in Eukaryota, Fungi, Ascomycota, Eurotiomycetes, Eurotiales, Aspergillaceae. The transcript is spliced from 2 exons. The record is from RefSeq and is a predicted model, not a curated record. The coding region runs from base 1 to 642 and encodes 213 amino acids.
AUGUGGACGACAGGCAAUUCUCCCAUCUAUCCAGCUUUCUCUCAAUGCCGAUUUCAGGGCCUUCUCAUGCGAGAACUGCCUACACGUGCAUUAUCAAUCAUACAAGAGCGAGCCGAAGAGUUGUCUGGCAUGGAGACGAUCAACCUGCAGCGCAGCGACGAGAAACUACCCUACGUACAUGAGACCGUGGUCGUCGACUGCUACUUGUCUUCUUAUGAGAAUCCCGAAUACCUGACCUGGAAUGGGCCCAGUAUCCUAUCACCGCGUACGCACCCCGAGGAUGUCUUCCGGUAUGCCAGUGCCAUGCUGUCAUACCCCGUCGAUUGGUUAGAAAUGCACCUUGCGGUCGUCCAUAAGUGCACGUUCAAUUGGGUCGCCAUCCCACCAUUCUUCCUUCCGCGCGUGGAGUGCAACCUCGGCAACCUCAGGCGGCUCCCCAAUCAGAUCUGGGAGGAGCUCCGUCCAUACAUGCGGACCAUUGAUCAUGCAAACUACCGGUUUCAGAUGUUCGUGUGGCCAAGGGCCGAGCGGGAGCCGGAUACCAGGGGAAGAUUAGGAGUGUUAUCAGGGUCAAACACUAUCGAUCUGGAAAGAAUCCUGGAUCCAGUUCGUUUGGUUGAAAACAUCUCUUGCGGCUUUUAG